This is a messenger RNA of Macadamia integrifolia, 432 nucleotides long. RefSeq names its product trigger factor-like. The transcript has 3 exons. The record is from RefSeq and is a predicted model, not a curated record. The coding region runs from base 1 to 432 and encodes 143 amino acids. Lineage: Eukaryota; Viridiplantae; Streptophyta; Magnoliopsida; Proteales; Proteaceae.
AUGAUAGAUGAUUGGCAAGAUUGGCUUCGUCAUUUCUUCAAUCCAAUGCUUCUUAUUAGAGAUUCCAAGAAGUACCCUGAUGAGAAGCGUAAUGAGUGGAAAGAGAAGUUGAUGCUUGUACAAAUAUUGUCCCUUCCUUCGAAUGAGAAUAAUCCAGAGAUGAUUGAAGUAGUCACAUAUGACCUUCUCAGGACAGUAAUGACAUUGGCAAUAGGGGAGCAAAUCAAAGAGCACACCUCCCUAAUCUAUAGAGGGAGUGACACAAAAGAUGAUGAGUUUGAAUUCGAGAGUCAUGAGGAAUCUAAUGAAGAACCAAGCAAGGGGGACAUCAAUGAAGAAGAGGAUGAUGAUGAUGACGAUGAGGACGAGAGUGAAGAUGGGGAUGAUGGAGAUGACUCCAACUCUCCAAGUGAUGAUGAGUACCAAGACUAG